UCCUACUCAUGACAAUCCCAAACCAUCCUUCUUUUCCUUCAUUUAGUUUUGUUGUGGAUGAUGAUCGUCUCGGCUUUGCUGACCUCGGUGGGGAUGAACCUCGGCCUCCGCUGGCUAUUCCUCGCCCUUUACUCCAUCAUUCAGAAGCAGCUAGGGAACGUCAAGUUCUACGUCCCCUGCCUCGUCGCCAAGGGGCGGGCCUGCCGGUGGAGAGAAUUCAACAUCGAGAGCCUCCUCCCCUCGCCCACCUGGGUCCGCAAGGGACUGGAGCCCUCCGAGGAGGACCUCCUCACGUCUUGCGGCCUCGAUGCCGUCGUCAUCAUGAGAAUCUUUAUAUUCGUUUGAGAGGAUUUUCUGUUGCCAUGGUUGUAGGAAUAUGUAUUCUUCUUCCUGUAAAUUAUUUGGGGGACCAGCUUCGUGAUAUUGACUUUUCUGAUCUUCCAAACAAGUCCUUGGAUUUAUUCAGCAUUUCAAAUGUAAAGGAUGGCUCGAAUAGCAACUUGGGCCUCCUGAAAAAUGGUGGGAUUUUUAUACCAAAAAAAAAAAAAGAAAUGGUGGGACAUUUGGUACUGGUUUUCCAAGAAAGCUUGAUUUUUUUUUGUCAACAUCAAACAGAAAAAAUGCGAUGGUGGGAUUGGUACAUCGACGGGGAAAAUGCGUAGGUCAAACGAUCAAGUCAACAAGCCAGAAAAAUCCUGGUUCACAAGAUCAGAGAUGCUGCUCGCCUUCAUUUAGCUGAACCGCAUCGCAUAUCCUAUAUCGAGACUUUGGUGGAUCAAAAUAGCAACGAGAGAGAGAGAGGAAGUGAAUCAAAAUGCUCCUGGAGUUGUUGGAUGGCGGCAAGGUCAGGGGAUGCUGCUCGCCUUCGACAAAUAGCCGAGGGGAACAACACCCACCUCAACGAUGUCACGGUGGGGGGGGGGACACCGUACUCCACAUAGCAGCCAAGAUGGGUCAUGCAGAGCUCGCGAAGGCCAUCCGCAGGCUGGAGCCCUUACUGUUAACCAGACAGAACUCCAAAGGAGACACUCCGGUGCACUGUGCGGCCAGGGCCGGGCAUCACGCGAUCGUCACCUCCUUCGUCUCCACUCGAAUCGUUGAUGAGCAAGUUGGAGAGGAGCAUGGAAGGCUGCUCAGGGUGAGGAAUGGCGUGGGAAACACGGCCCUUCACGAGGCGGCUCAGAACGGCCACCUGGAGGUGGUCCAAGCGAUCAUGUCCGUGGAUCCAGACUCGGCGGCUGUGGUGAAUCAGGCGGGCGUGUCUCCGCUCUACAUGGCCGCGGAAAGGGGGUCAUCCAACAUUGUGCGCUCAUUGCAGUGGUCCGAGGCGUGCUCCUACGAAGGACCAAACGGGCAGACAGCGCUGCAUGCAGCCGUGCUCAUUUGCUACGAUAUUACAGAACUGAUACUAGAACAAGUGCCAGUCUUCAUCAAACGAGGAGAUGCCACCAACAACAGCACACCUCUUCAUUAUGUAGCCUCCAGCGGUGAUCGUAAAAUGGUGCAACUUCUACUUGAUAGUGACAACUCAGCAUCCUAUCUACGGGACAAAGAUGGUUUUGCACCCAUUCAUGUUGCAGCCAGUGCAGGCCAUCUUAACAUAAUAGCAGAGCUUUUGCAGCAUUGUCCUGAUUGCAUGGAGUUGAUAAAUAACCAAGGCAGGAACUUCCUUCACGUUGCCAUCAUGAACAAAAGAUUAGAAAUUGUCAAGUACGUGCUUGAAUCAGCAGUCUUUAUAGACCUUCUAAAUGAGCCAGACAAUGAAGGCAAUACACCCUUGCAUUUAGCUGUCAUCUCAAGAAGCAGGCAGAUUACCCAGAUUUUAUCAUCCGAUGGAAGAGUAAACACCAGCAUCAUGAAUAACAAGGGCCAUACUCCUCUUGAUCUUGCUUCCUUAGCCAGCAAUUGGAAUUGGGAAAUUGCUCUUAGAAUGUACAAAAUCGUAAUAGAGUUGAUAAAUCAUGGCUCACGAUUAAGUCCACAACGACUGGAUCUCAUUACAUGUUGCCUACAAAAAAACCAGGAAGCAGAAAUAAACCAGUACAGGGCAUUCGCUAAUAAUCUUAUAAUAGUGGCAGUCCUCAUUGCUACGGUCACUUUUGCUGCAGCAUUUACUCUACCUGGAGGAUACAAGGGCGAUUCUAGCUCUAAUGCGGGCAGUGCCAUAUUAGCAAACAGAGCUGCGUUCAAAGCAUUUUUGGUCUCAGAUAGCUUAGCCAUGAUCAGUUCCAUCUCUGUGGCAAUUAUACUCCUUCGCACAGGAUCACUAGACCAUGACAUUCGGCUAUACUCCCUUAUCACUGCAAUGAAACUGCUGUGGGUCGCACUUGGAGGAAUGUUUGUAGCAUUUGCAACUGGUGUGUACGUUGCAGUUGUCUCCAACUGCAAGUGGCUUGCUAUUCUCGUAGCUGUGAUGAUAUGUAGCAUUCCUCUUGGUGCCUGGAUGACUGCUUAUUGGCCUAACAGUGAUUUCUUGAGCUUGGUGAAGAUGAACAUAAUCCAAGAAAACGAUACUCCGAUUACUGAUUUAGAUUAUAGGUGGUAUAAUAAGCAGGUUGCCAUUCGUCGAAGGCUUGCAGGCAUUGCAGACUUCCAUACACCUUAACUGAUUUAGAUCAUAGGUGGUAUGAUAAGCAGAUUGCCAUUCGUCGAAGGCUUGCAGGCAUCACAGACUUCCAUACACCUUAAGUUUUUGCAUUACGUGUGAAAUAUGCUUGCUUCAUAAGUUGGGAAAAAUUUUCGAGUGCAUUGGCUGCAAAUGUACUAGAAUAAUACUGGUAAAUUGUUGUAUCAGUAAGCUGGUAAUUAGAGAUGGUACUUCAGCAGAUUUUUAGCAGGUUUCAACGGUAUACCCAUAUUGACAUGAUGUGUAUGUUGUUUUAUCUUAGAAGUGUAUCCACCAUCAUGAAAAAUGUCCAAACAUAUUUUUUGACUUGUUGGAUUUACAAUAGUGAGAAUUGGAAGGGCAAA
Messenger RNA from Elaeis guineensis (African oil palm), 2970 nucleotides. The record is from RefSeq and is a predicted model, not a curated record. NCBI's taxonomy places the organism in Eukaryota, Viridiplantae, Streptophyta, Magnoliopsida, Arecales, Arecaceae.